Messenger RNA from Nicotiana tabacum (common tobacco), 1340 nucleotides. RefSeq lists its product as uncharacterized. Gene Ontology annotation, cellular component: small nuclear ribonucleoprotein complex. Gene Ontology annotation, biological process: RNA splicing. Gene Ontology annotation, molecular function: RNA binding. Lineage: Eukaryota; Viridiplantae; Streptophyta; Magnoliopsida; Solanales; Solanaceae. The record is from RefSeq and is a predicted model, not a curated record.
CAUUCGAUUUUGGUGGAAAUUUCUUGUGUUGAUUAUUAAAGUUAAAGUCAGCAUGUAACUUUCUGCUAUUGAUCCCUUUCUAUGCUAAGUUAAAGUCAGGCUGUAACAAAACUGAUUCUGUUUGAUUAAGUUGAAGUCUCGGCUGUAACUUAAGUUAAAAAACAUGUAUGCUAAGUUAAAGUCAGCACCUAAGUUAAAAGACGUAUGCUAUGGCUGUAACUUUCAGAUUUUUGCACAUUGAAUUGGAGCCUAACCACACUCUUCAUAUUAUUUAAAUCGCAGAAACUCCUCUCUAUCAAAGUCCAUUAAGUUCUGGAAUUAAGGACAUUUCAAUUAGUACUUCCUCUUUUGUGUAUGUUGAUUUUAUGGCAGGGAAGAUGAAAGAGAAGUUUAAAAAAUAUUGGGGUGAACCUGAAAAGAUGAAUAAAAUGAUAUUCAUUGCUUCUGUAUUAGACCCUCAUAAUAAAUUUGAGUAUGUUGGUUUUGCACUUGAGGAAAUGUUCAGGAAGGAACAAGGGAAGAAAUUAACUGCCGAAGUGGAUGCUUAUUUUACCAUGUUUAUCUCUUAUCUUGUCCAAGCUUGGGCCUCCUCACUUGGGCUAUAAUCCGUUUAUAAGUCUCUCCCAGCCCAUUGUCGUCAAGCGUUUCGACUGUUUUCCGCUGCCUCCUCUUUAAACCCUAGCCUUUUCUUUUCAGUCACUAAUCUCUCCCCUCUUUGGUUCCUAUUUGCUCUUGAAUUUCUUCAAUUUGAUCGAAGAUGAGUCGGCCAAUGGAAGAGGAUGCCCCUGUGAAAAAUGAGGAAGAGGAGUUCAACACUGGCCCACUUUCUGUCCUGAUGAUGAGUGUUAAGAAUAACACUCAGGUGCUCAUCAACUGUAGGAACAACAGGAAACUUCUCGGCCGUGUGAGGGCGUUCGAUCGUCACUGCAACAUGGUGCUUGAAAAUGUUAGGGAAAUGUGGACUGAGGUUCCCAAGACUGGAAAAGGAAAAAAGAAGGGUCAACCUGUUAACAAAGAUAGGUUUAUUAGCAAGAUGUUCCUUCGUGGAGAUUCUGUGAUCAUUGUCCUCCGAAAUCCCAAGUAGAGGUGAACCGGGUAUGAGUGAUUUGGAGUAAAACUUGUGAAGCAGCUAGGAGUUGGACGAACUUGUAUGACUUUUCGUAUUGGUAGAAACAUGGACUUGAUUACUAGAGAGGGUGCUGUAAGACUUGAAAUAGGAUUUUGCUGUUCUGCUACGUACUGUUAUCUAUUUCAGGGACCUUGUAAACAAUGGAUUUUAAAGUGGUUUUUUUGUAGUUUGUGUUAUGAUCAAGCUAAUGUGUAGGAUACCUUACCUUUCA